Molecule: messenger RNA, 876 nt
Organism: Benincasa hispida (wax gourd)
Lineage: Eukaryota; Viridiplantae; Streptophyta; Magnoliopsida; Cucurbitales; Cucurbitaceae
Product: oxygen-evolving enhancer protein 3, chloroplastic-like
Biological process (GO): photosynthesis; photosynthetic electron transport chain
Cellular component (GO): photosystem II; chloroplast; photosystem II oxygen evolving complex
Molecular function (GO): calcium ion binding
Source: RefSeq, a predicted model, not a curated record
CUCGAUUUCUCACUAGAAAAACCUUUAACUUCGUAAAAGAAAAGGUAUUCAAAAAGGCUGGUGGUGGAAGAAAUGGCACAAGCUAUGGCAUCAAUGGCAGGUCUAUGUGGUUCCUCUCAGGCUGUUUUGGAAGGUAGCCUUCAAAUUAGUGGCUCAACCCGCUUGAGUGUGGCUGGCAGCAGCAGGCCCUCCGUCCCCCGGUCUGGGUUGAUGAUCAGAGCCCAGCAAGUUUCUGCUGAGCCUGAGACCAGCCGCAGGGCUGUUCUUGGCUUGGUCGCCGCCGGUCUCGCUUCCAGCUCUUUCGUUCAAGCUGUUCUCGCUGAGGCUAAGCCCAUCAAAGUCGGUCCUCCACCACCUCCCUCCGGUGGACUCCCUGGGACUCUGAACUCGGACCAGCCAAGGGACUUGGACCUGCCAUUGAAAGAGAGGUUCUUCCUGCAACCACAAAGUCCAGAGAUGGCUGUGGCGAGGGCAAAAGAAUCAGCCAAGGACAUUAUCAAUGUAAAGGGGCAGAUAGAGAAGAAGGCUUGGCCAUUUGUCCGUGAUGACCUUCGUCUUAAGGCAGAGUACCUUCGUUAUGAUCUCAAGACAAUCAUUUCAGCCAAGCCUAAGGAAGAGAAGCAGGCCCUUAAGGACCUCACAGGAAAGCUCUUCCAAGACAUCAACAACUUGGAUUAUGCAGCAAAGAUUAAGAGCAGCUCAGAAGCAGAGAAGUAUUAUGCUCAGACUGUGUCAACCCUCAACGAUGUCCUCUCCAAGAUUGGUUAGAAGAAGAACGUUUUCUGUUAAUGUGAUGUAAAAUUAUUUGUGAAGAUAAUGCGAGAUUCUCCAAUUUGAACCAAUGUUAUAUCCACGGAAUUUGGUUUCAUCCCUCAA